UACAUAUGGGAUAGAACGAUUGGGUUUCGUUUUCUGUACAGUUUUCCUCCGAUGCCUGUCUCUCUUUCUCGCGCUUUGUCAGCGUUUUUGCUUUGAUAUUUUAAAGGUGUGCAAAGAAAACUUAACUAAAACUGCACGCAUCAGCACACCCGAAAUAGAGCGGCUGUGAGAAAGAAAGAGGGAGUGAGCGGGAUAGCUACACUGUGUGGAAGAGAGCGAGUGGAGCACGUAGCCGCCCUAGCCCCAGCACGCACACAUACACGCGUACUAUCAGCAGACGGGAAGGCAGACGGCAGUGACAAUUGAGCAGCGCCGGCGUAUUCCCAGUUUCGUCUCCGUUCGGAGAAAAGUGAGCACAAAAGUGAGCCGCUUAUGAAUAUAGAGGCAGCCGCCCUGUCUCUGACUGUUUUUUUUUUCGUCUCUUCUUGAGUGUGCGGUGCAAUUUCAUGCCGACCAAUGUCGCAUAAAUGGUUUUUGUGGUGUAGCUUUGUAUAUGUGCGUAUGUGUGUGUGUACGAUUGAAGGAGUGUGAAGCAAGAGAGGAAGGAGGCAGCAGUGGGAAAAAUGGCACAAAUGAAUUUCUCGCAAUCGAUUCACGAAACACACACACAUACACACACACAUACACAUAUUUGCUAAAACCGGCGGCUAUCAACGCGACAGACAGACGGUGUUCUCACUCUUUCGCUCUCCUUCUUUAUCUCUCUCUCUCUUUCACUCCUGCUCUGACAUUUCCACAAGACGUCUAGGACGGCAUUUAAAUGGACAAGGGAGAGAAAGCACCAAUCGGUCGCUUCUCGUCCCUUUCUUCCCUUCUUGGUGGUUUUGCCUCUCCUGCGUUUGCUCGGAAUAUGGAUGAAUUAAUGGGGGAGCCGCCUUGCACUUAGAAGCCUUCGCUAUUUCUUGUUUAUGUGACUGUGUGUGUGCGGCUUGCAUGUUUUCUGUGCAAUUAACAACGUUUCGUGGUAAUGUGUUAUUUUUUUGUUUUGUUUUGCUUGGUAACCGGGCUGGAAUAAAAUGUUGUACAAACGCUUUUCCCGAAUGUUUGCCGCAUCGUGUGCGAGUUGUCAGUGCUCAGUUUCUCCCUGUUUCUACGUAGCGUAAUAUACAAUCGCCAUAUUACACGAUCAACAGCAGCGUGGAAAUUGUUCCCACUUUUCCAGCGAUAAAAAUCAAUCCGUUCGUGCGCUGCCGUCGAAAUCCAUGCAUCGUCCAUAUGUGUCGAAUUCCGUUCUAGCUUCCCUGCGUUCGCGCUCUCUUUCGCUCGUUAUCGUUCUCUCUCUCUCUCUCUUUCUCUUCUCGCUCUCAUUCGCUCCCUGUUCUCACUCACAGCUGAAGCUGCUGGCCGUUAGUGAGCCGCCCGUGUCUGUGUCCGUUCGUACGUUCGUUUCUUUUUGACAAUUCUCCGCACACAGAUCGGUCGGGGUCCGAGAGACUUUUUUGCCCGAGAUGGCAGACAGCCGCUUAUCGAUCGCUAUCUCUCGCUCUUGCCAUGUACCAUCAAAGCCCGCACCAGUGAUGUGUUCUAAAUUUUGCCAAUAGGAAGCUGUAUUUGGUGGUCCCGUGGUUUUGUUCGCGCGUGUGUACGUGGUGUAUCGGUGUGUGGGAAGGGUGGCUUUUAUGGUGUACGUGUGUGUGUGUGUGUGUGUGUCGUAUAUCCAUUUAUGUACAAUCGAAGAAGCCGUUUUUGCUCGACUGAAACAAUUUGUUUGUGUGCUUUACACGGGGGCCGUAAAAAAUAUCAGCUCGACCGAAAGGCAAAGGAAACGACAGUAGUUACGCAAAUGUUGCUCAGAACAUCGUCGUAGGCAGCCAAACCGAGCCUCCGGACGCGUGUGUGCCUCCCGUGUACCGAUUGCCCCCCGACACGCUCGAACGAGCCUCCGCGGUGCCGGUUGCCAGCAGCCAAAUCUGCCAGCGGAAAUAACCAACAACCCCACCCUUCCGCUCACUGCCGGUUCGGACGCGCUCGCACACGAACACACAGGGCACUCGCUGCAGCGCCGGUGCCGACAGCAAAACGGUCAGUGGUGGCGGCUGCGGCAGAGCAAACCGACGACGACGGUGGUGCACGCAGCGCGUCGGGCAGGCGGCGGACGGCAGCGGCGAGCAGGCGGCGGACGGCAGCGCAACUGCACCGGCGGCGCACGGCAGUGACGGGCGUUGGCGGGCAGCGUCGUGCCGCUAGGAUUGCCGGUCCGUCCAGCAGCAGGAAGCAGCAGCGGCACCACGCUGGAGCAGAUACGAAGGCGAAACCGUCGUCGUCGUCGUCAUCGUCCUCGCCAUCCCGAGCAGCAGCAGCAGCAGCAAGCCCCGCACCAGCAACAACAGCAGCAGCACAGUCGGCUGCGGGUGGCUGCGUAACAGCGGCAUCAUCCUGUUGCGCCGUCAUCAACCCGCCACCACUACCACCACCACCGCCACCCACACGACCCGCUGGAGGUGGAGGAGGGGGAGGAGGAGGAGGGGGCGGAGGGGGUGCGACCGAAGCGUCGUCCUGUGACGACGGUACAGGUAUCACCAGCAGCAGCAGCAGCAGCAGCGCGAAAAUGGUGGUAGCGUCGUCCGGGCACGCAUCGGGCAGUGCCGCCGGCGGACAGCAGGCCCAGGCCCGAAGCAGCAGCCAGCACCUGCACAAGCUGGCCCAGGUCGCCAGCCCGGGCACGGGCAUGACGCCGAAGGAGCUGUCCGACAACGACGAUCUCGCCACCGGGCUGGUGCUCGACACCAUACUCGGCUUCCAGACGCACAAGAUGAGCCUCAAGUACCGGCCGCUCAAGGCGAACAAGGACGAGAUCAAGAACAUCAUCGAGGAGUUUAUACGGACGCAAAACUACGGCAAGUGCUACCAGCAGCUGAUGAACGGCAACUGGAUGCCGCGUUCCGUGCUGAACAAGAACAAGCUGGCCCUGAAGCGGCUGGAAGCACACAUCUAUCGCUACCUAAGGGUGUUUGAUCAGCAUUCCGGCUUCGUGAUCGAGGCGUGCUACCGCUACUCGCUCGAGGGCCAGAAAGGUGCCAAAAUCUGCUCCACCCGCCGCUGGAUGAAGAACGAAAAGAUCGAGUGCCUGGUCGGGUGCAUCGCCGAGCUGACGGAGCGCGAGGAGGCCGACCUGCUCUACCCGGGCCGGAACGACUUUUCCGUGAUGUACAGCUGCCGGAAGAACUGCGCCCAGCUGUGGCUGGGCCCGGCCGCCUACAUCAACCACGACUGCCGGGCGAACUGCAAGUUCGUGGCGACCGGGCGCGACACCGCCUGCGUGAAGGUGCUGCGCGACAUCGAGGUGGGCGAGGAGAUCACCUGCUUCUACGGCGAGGACUUUUUCGGCGACAACAACUGCUACUGCGAGUGCGAAACGUGCGAGCGGCGCGGGACGGGCGCGUUCGCGGCGCGCGCCCGCCUGCUGGAGGAGGGCGGCAGCUCCGCCCUGUACAACGGGGCGGGAGUGGGCGGCAGCGCGGGCGACGCUGGGUGCGGCGUGGUUGGGACCGGCGCAGGAAGCGAUGUGAACGGGACGGGCGCCCGUCCCCGCUACGAUCCUUGUCUGGUGGGGGGCGGUGUGAACGGGCCGAGCGGCGGUGUGGUGGUGGGCGUCGUCGGCACCGCCAACGGUGGCGUGCGGUACCGGCUGCGCGAGACGGACAAUCGGCUGAACCGGAUGAAAAACAAGCGCAACAAUGGGGCGGGCGGGGGCGAGGGGGGCCCGAAGGCGGUGACCGCGAUUGGGAAGGAGCCGCCCUCCGCCCUCAGCCUGCUGACGGUGCGCGAGCUGCGCGACAAGGGCAUGACCAAGUACGAUGCGGAGAUGCUGCUCGCGCAGCAAAAACCGUACUGCACGAAUGCGACCACGCUGGCACCGGCGCUGCCACCGGUCGCUGGUGGUGGUGGUGGUGGUGGUGGUGCGGGUGGUCGUGUGCCAGCGGGGACCGCUGCACCCGCUCAGCACAGUGCCGACACGGCGGGCGAGGACGAGGCGCCUGGCAGCAAGAAGGUGACGGAGAAGAGCGAAGCACAGAUGAAGCGAGCGACCCGGUCGUCGACCUGCGGCAGCACAAAGCCACUGAUAGUGCCAGGCGGCUCCGCCGCCGCCGCCAGCAAGCCCGAGGAAGGUGCGAAAGCGCAGGAAAAGAAGCGAGACAGCAGCGCGCACGAGGGGGCGAAUGGGAAGGUGGCACCGCCGGGCAAGAGCAAUCCCCGCCGACGGUACAGCAGCUACAGCAGCGCCAGCACGGAGCUGUCGAGCGUGUCGACCGAGCGCAAGCCGCAAUCCACGGACCGUCGACAGCAGCAGCAGCACGAAACCAAACGCAAGCGGAAAAAGGAACCGGCGGAGCACGGGCAGCGGCAGCGGGCUGCCUCCGUAGCGCCGGGGAAGGGCCGGGCCCGCUCGAAGGAUCCGGCCGACGAGAUCAUCGUCAUCGACGACGAGUGCAGCAACGGCAGCAGCAGCGUGCAGUCGGGCACGGACGCGCCCCUGCCCUUCGGGCGCAAGCGGCGCGCCAGCAUGUACACGAGCAGCAGCCGCAGCAUCUACACGUUCCACGACGACGCGCUGGACGGUGCGCCGCCCGCGCACAACGGGUACUACGCGCUGCGCAACAACCCCGCCCAGGCAGCGGCGGCGGCGGCGACGAGCCGCAAACGGCCCCGCGAACAGACACCGGACGAGCAGCAUCCGGGUGUCGCUUCGGCCAAGCGGCCCGGUGGGGGCAGUAGCGCAGCGGACAGCGCGCCACCCCGCAUCAUGACCCGCUGCAUGUCGUUGCGCUCGGGCCAUGGCCCCCCAACGGCGAUGGGAAAUGCCGAAUCGUCGGCGAUGGCCGCUGCCGCCGGCAGCAGCGAGAUGGAGGAAAUAAGUCCACGGGUCACGCGCGGUAUGCUGCGCCUGCUGGAGGACCACGAGGCCCCGAAGCCCCCGUCCCGGGGCACCUCCGCCGAACCGCCGCCCGGGACGCUGAACGGCGGCACGUGUGCCGGGAGGCCUGGUAGAAGGCUAUCGACCGUCACUACGACCACGGCGCAGCCGGGCGACGAACCGCACGCCGAGCGGGCGCAAGAGUGGAACAGAGGCAGCCGGCGCAAGCAGAAGCUGCAGGUGGCGCGCUACGGGCGGAAAAAGGAGCCCCCCCGGGAGGGUGCGGCCGACGACGAGGAAGAGCACGACGACGAGGACGACGACGAGGAGGGGGAGGAGGAUGAGGAAGAGCACCGUGUAGAGGAGAAGGGUGCGCUGCUGAAACGGCUGCAGCAGGAGGAAGUGGGGCCGCCGGUCGCCCGUUCCAUCACCACCACCGCCACUGCCAGCAAUCGUACCCGCAAGCAGCUCUCGCCGACAAAGCGGACGCGCGGUGCCCGGGAGGUCACGCUCAACGGAAGGCAGGUGGGCGGGCAGGCCAGCGAAAGGAGAAGGUACGAUUUCGGCGAGCAAGACCAGCACGGUGAUGAAGGGCAAGAGGACGAGGAGGACGACGAGGAGGAGGACGACGACGAGGAGGACGAGGAGGACGACGUAAUAUGGCAACAUCCGGCAAAAAAUGGCAACAGAAGCGGCAGCAGCAACAGCAACCUGCCCACCAGCAGCAGCUCGGCCAGCACCUUUCUGCCGCGGGACGGAGCCGGCCCCGACGGCGGCAGCCCCGGCGUAAUCGUCCUGUCCAGCUCGUCCGCGUCAUCCUCCUCCAGCUCGUCCGCGUCGUCCGUGUCGUCCGUGUCGUCGGUGUCGUCCGCUCGCCACAAGGCGACGCACGCCGCCGCGACGAAUCAGCAUCGGCUGAAGCUGAAGCUGCGCAUGAAACCCGUCUCGACCACCACCGGCGGAGAGGAGGAGGACGAGGAGGCGGAGGACGAGGAGGAGCACCGGGACCGGUUGCGGCAGCAGUGGCGCACGGGCGGCGUGUCCUUGGCGCAGUCCAAAUUUACGUCCCACAGUCGCCCGGACGCAGCUGGGGCGCGCAAGGGCAGCCGGCGGGACGACGGGCAGUCCACCUCGGUCGGCAGCACGACGCACGGUCGGGGGGACGAAGCGGAGCACGGCAGAACGCCCGUGACGACCGUUUCGGACGAGGACGACGAGGACGACAUCAUACUGGCGAAGAUACUGCAGUGUGGCAAGCAACAGCAGCAGCAGCAACAGCAGCAGCAACAGCAGCAGCAGCAGCAGCAGCAGCAGCAGCAGCAGCAACAGCGAAGCGGCACGUUUCGGCACCGGGAGCAGGCGGCGACACAGCAGCACGCGUCCAGCAGCAUCAGCAGCAUGGCGAUCAGUUCCUCCACCUCGUCGGCCAAGGACGGUGAGGCGACGAGCAGCAGCAGCAGCAGCAGCAGUGCCAAGCGGUCGCCGUCGUCCACCGCGUCCUCCUCCACGCUGCCGGCGGGCGAACCGCUGAUGAGGACGCCGGAGCGCCGGCUGAAGCUGACGCUGCGCAUGAAGCGCAGCCCGGUGAUAGACGAAAUCAUCGAGUCGGGCAACAGCAUGAGCGAUGCGGACAACGGGGGCAGCCCGGGUGCGUUUCGGCGCGAGUACGAGAUACUGCGCAUGGAGGGUUUGCGCGAGCACGACGACGAGGAGGAGGAGGCGGAGGGAGCGCCGGACCGUCCGUACGGGAGGUGUCGCGGCGGCGGUUUGCCGGCCCGCCGCUCCCUCACGUACGACUCGUCGGCAAGCAGCAGCACCACGCACGGCGGCAAAGCGAAGGGCCGGCGGCGGGACGGCUCGCCGGCCGGCACCGAACCGCCGCCCCCGUUCCUUGCCCUCCCGAAGGACGACAAUGGCGGGCAGGGGGAGGAAGAGGAUGAGGAGGUGGGCGAGGAGGACGACGAAGACCUGACGUCGUACAGCAGCAGCUGCAGCAGCUUGGUGUCGCAGAAGCGGAAAAAGCGCCACAAAGCGUCCAAGGAAGCGCGCCGGCUGCGCAAGGAGGCGAAGCGGCAGCGCCGCCAGCAGCAGCUGCUGUACGAAACGGUGUGCGCGGCGGAGCAGCGGCAUGGCGCGAACGAACAGCUGAAAUCAAAGUAUUACGCCACCUACGCGGCACCAGCAGCACCGGCAGCGCUGCAUGACGAAAAGGUCGGUGGACAGGGGGAGAGCAGUGUGGUAGUUGCUGCAGGAGCAGCAGUAGCAGCAGCACCACCACCACCACCACCACCCCCUGCCAGCUCUUCCACGGUGACGCACGAGCUGCCACCGGCUGCCUCACACCAGCGCGCACAUCCUCCUCCGCCUCCACCACCACCACCACCUCCUGUGCUCCCAGCGCAUCAAAACAGCUACUCGCAUCCGCAUCACCACCAUCACCACCAGCACCACCAUCCCCAUCAUCAUCAAACUCAUCAGUCUGUGAUACUGCAGCCGACCGCACUGAGCGGGAUGCGCACGGAAGCGACCGGUGGCGGCGGCGGCGGCGGCCGGGACGACUGGUACGAGAUGGGUCGCCCGAACAUCCGGUGGCCGCACCUGAUGAAUCCCUCAGCGACCGGUGGCGGUGCAAUGUACGGCGACACGGUGAGCAGUGCCGCCGCCACGGCCCCGCCCAGCGAGGGCAUCGGGAACAGCGGUAUCGGGCUGCCGAUGAAGCGGCUCCGGCUAAUCUUCGGCAACGAGACGCACACGCGCGACAUUCCUGCGGUCGAGGCGGCGCCGAGCGGCAACACCGGCCCCAGUACCGCCACCAUCGCCACCCCCAGCCCGACUGCUACCGACGAGGGGACGGUGGUGGUGCUGUCCGAGGCGCUUGCCGCCGCCAGCUCCUCGUCGACGCUCGCUGCCUCGCCGGUUCGCUCCCCCGGGCGGAGCGUGCUGCGGAACGGUGGCGAGCACACAUCGACCACCCACGGCAAGCUCCACCCGUGCCCCGUGUCGUCCAACGUGAUCGUGAGCAACACGCCGGGCGUGAUCGUGAGCCCAACGCGACCGCCGCCGCACCAGACAUCCCCGACGGUGCUACGAAGUAAUGGGAGCGAUGGCGUCAUCAACAGCACGACCGGUUGCGAUGUCGGUGGCGCUGGCGGACACCUUGGGCUGCUGCAGCGUCCCCAGCAGCCCGCGCACCAUCCACCCUCGGCUGGUGCGGGCGGAGGGGGCGGUGGCGGUGGCGGUGGUAGCAAUGGGUUGUUGCUGCACGCGCAAUACCACCUUCAGCCACCACCGUCAUCGACCAUGCCCACCGAGGUACCGUGCGGCGGUGGGGCCGUCUACCCGCCCGUCUCGGGCGGAGACCUUCAGCUCGGCAGCAGUGCCGGCGGGCUGCAAACUACCAGAUUCCUUCUUCUCUCGUUCCCGCCGACGCUCGAUGUGCAACCGUGCUCGGGCAAUGGCACCAGCUGGUAGGUGGUUGGGGGUGGGAGAAACAUGCAGAUGAAGGAUGAUGCUGUUUACCAUCGCGUGAUUAGUAUCGUUAGCAUUACACAAUCAUUAACGCGCGUCCGGCGGGAACUGCGCGACGCAGCACAAGUGCAGAGGUACCGCGAUCCAACAGCUCCGAAGCUCCACUGUAGACGCUGGUCCACGACCUCGGCCACGACCAAAUCGAGAAUCGCCUUCCGGGCGGGAAGAAGAGGGAGACCGUUUACGUUCGCACCCCUUCUGCCUCUUUCCUUCGAAUGCCAGCUCCAGCUAGGUUCAUGUGUGUCGUCAAGUUAGACGGGAUUUAGUUGGAAGUUAGAACGAAACAGCUCGUCACAUCGUUCAGCUACGCGCGCAAUCUAUUUCAUCAGUAUGUUUUAUUUUAAAUUGUUUUAGCAGCGAGUUACACGCGUCUCACCGAUGGCGCGAUGUCGGUCGGUCGGCAGAGUAGGGAAUAGGCGGUAGGCAAAGAAAUUAAAAACCACCCUCCUCACUUCAUAGCAAGGGAGGAAGAGGCAGGUAAAAGGGCGAAAGUGCACAGUGAGCGACUGUUCCAGCGCACGCGAGGAAGAAGCAUUACUGCAGACUAUAUCUAGGUUACUAUUGGUCUAGUCGACGAUCUCAAAAGAAGAAGAAAAAAAGAAAGAAAAAGAAAACGAAACGUAAGAAACAAACACACACACGCACGCACGCACACACGCGGUUAGGUGUGUUUGUUUGCGUAUUACAGAGCCUGAGGGAUAGAUAGGAGUACAUUUACACUUCAUUUUCGGUGUCUCAAACCAACAAGAGAAAAAAAAAACAGAAAAGAUAAACAAAACAAGAAGAAAACAACGACAACAACCCCCGUUAGUCCAAGCUAGAGAGCUCGAGCUGCAUCGAUGCGUCGCGCAACUGGAUCGCACCAAACUGUGGGGCAGGAAAGAUGUAUUAGUUUCUAUGGUAGGGCGUACAAUCGCCUUUUUGUUGUCCUGGGUACAUCCUAUGUUGUGAUGUUUCUCGCCAGGAUUUUUUUUCUAGAGCAGAUUUUUUUGGUUAUUUAAUUUGUUCGUUUAGCUGAUGAUUUGGUACUGUACGGAAUCUGCAUGAUCUUUUCUUUAACCAGUUUAACUAAAGAAAGUUAAACGCAUGUAAAAUGCGUUUCUUGGAAAAAAAAAUCUUGGAAAAUUUUGGAAAUUUUCUUGGAAAAAAAAAAUCUUGGCUUAUCUGGCUGUAUCAACACAAGCAACACGCGUGCGGUUAGAGUUGAAUGAUUAGAAAAUGAAUUAGAAUUGUAUUCGAAGAACAGAAAAGCAGAAAAGCAACAGCAAGGAUUCAAUUUGUUUAUUUUUGAGUAAAACUACCUCAAACAAUCCUUUCCUUCGAUGGUUCGGCCACGUUUGAGGAUGCAAGAAUUCCAGUGGCGUGUCGCAGCUCAAGAAGCGUUAGCCAACCGUUUAGAUGAAUUAUUCAGCCUGCCAAUGUUUUUUUUUUUCUUUCAUAUGUUAUGUUGUGCAACAUUUAGAAUGUUUUUUUGUAUAGUUAAAACCGAUCGUUUGCAACACGCAGGGCUAAAUCGGAACAUUGUAACUUCCCUUUCCGGAGAUUCGAAAAACGCAGCAAGCGAUCCAGAAGCGUUGCAUUGACUGUAUGUGCGUGUGUGUGUGUGUGUGGGUGUAUGUGUGUGUGCGGGUGGCACACACCGUACACACAGGUUCAAUAGUGUCAGUAAGCAGCACGAUACUUACACUACUGUGCAUUUAGAUGUUGAACACACGUAAUGAGCUGAACCGCGGUUGGUCAGCUGCGCUACUAAUCAUUCUGAAGUGAAUAUGAAAACAAGAAGAAAAAGAAAACUGAAAACAAACAAACAAACAAACAUGUGUACACGCUAUACCAAACGGUCAACGCGUAUAGCCUCUCGUUCAGCUCCGCUACAUUAGCCAGAGCGCCGAUUGUUCUUAUGAUUUAUUUUUUAACGUAAGCUUAAACUCCAUAUUUCCAUAUACGCCCUAGAAAAUGUUGUCACGAGAAAGCCGAAGAGAGAUAGAAAUAGAGAGAGAGAGAGAUGGAGAGAGAGGGAAAGAAAGAGAUAUAGAAGGAAAGAAAGAGACAGAGAGAGAGAGAGAGAGAUCGUUUGUUUCGAAAUGUUUUUUUUUUUGUUUUGUUUUUAAUAUAACAGAGUCUUUAGCUAACGAUGGCCGCGCGAGGAGCCACAAGCGCUAGACGAUGAACCCGCCUCUCGGUAUAGAGAAAUGUGUAGUAGCAUGCGGCGAGGUUCGCCUGUUUUGUGAAGUAAAGUAAGUGUGAUGUAAACUCAAGCAAACGGAAAAUUUUCUAAUGUAUGCGUUCGUUCGUUUCACGUAACUGUAUGUCACAUACACUCUCUGGUGCGCUCCAACGUAUCGCGCCGGCCCUUCAUCCGCAUCCUGCAUCCGGGGUGUUUUUUUUUUUUUGGUGGGGAAAUUGUCUAGCGGUUGUUUAGCGCAGCGAACGAGGAAAAAAACUGAAGCAACAGCCGGAAAGAUUAAAUCCCCCGAAAGAAAAAAAAAAUACAGAUGAGAUGAUUUACACUACUAAGAGGGACAGAUUGCUAACCCCUGCCAAACUGGGGCAAGAGUUGGGCGAUGUAAUACGGCAUAAUAAUUGUACGAUACUGCAGUGUAAUUUAGAUGUAAUAAGCUCGUAGACUGACUGGAGUCGGAUGAAUAAAACGGUCUCAUCACGUACUGCCAUUUCAUACUGCUGUUUCUCGCGCUCUCUUUAUCUCUCUCUCUCUUUCCCUCUCUCUCUUUCUUUUAUAUCUACAUAUGAUUGCCUUUCCUUUCAUAGUUUCUUCCUCUUCUCCUCCUUGAGAUUCGUUCACUCUACUCCAAGUCAGGGAGAUAUAUAUAUAUCUUAAGAUGCGCUCUAGUGUGUAAUGUCCGCAUCCGUGCGGAAGGUAGCAAGAUAACUUCGAACAAUUUCGAACAAAACAACCCAUGCCAUGGCAGAUCGAUGUUAAGUUUUAGGGGAGUAGUAAGGGUUUUGCGUGGGAGGCAGAGGUGGGGGAGCGGGAGUAGGGUGCUGAAUCGUACGGUUUGGCACGUUGACAGGGUAGUAGGAACUAGUUCAACUGCGGUGUUGAGCCGUCAAAGGAAGUUAGAGCGAUUGCGCCGGCGCCGGUUUAACGGGAGCAGUACUUCUAGGGACGGAUGUAUUAACUAGCUAGGCAGCGAACGGCAGAGCGAGGUGUAUUAAUGAGGCAUUGAACUGAUACGCUUGAAUGGUGCAGGGGUGUCGAAAAUCACCAAUAAUAUAGCUACGGUUGGAGCAAUUUCCUUUCUGCGCGAUUGAGACGACGAUCCGCGAUUGUUUGCGGAAUCCUUUCGGGGUCUUCUUUUAGUAUUACUGUGCGCGCCCUUCUUCCUGUCCCGAAAAGCUUGCGGAGGAGGAGGAGGAGGAGGAGGAAAAGGCGCAAAAGAUGGCUAGAAACGUAUUCCAAAAAUAUUUCCCUGAAGUAUUUCCCUGUAAGCUCGGCUAGCUAUUAUUCCAGCAGCAGGCUAGACGCGGCACACCAUUGCUCCGCGUUUGUACGCGUCCUUGCUGAUAGACAGCCUAUCGGGAGCGUUCCGUUUCCCUGCUCGUGGCGGCAUUAACACUCCGUGUAUAUUCUUCGACUGACACCUGACGAACAGGUAGAGCUUGCUUGGAGGACAUGAGCAGAUCAUUAGAUUGCGCGUGAUGGAUAGGGCCGACCGAAUGGUGCCCCGUAUGGCGUAGCCGGCAUGCGGGGAGAGUGCGUUGCAAACCCGGAUGUAUGAAACAGCAGCAGCAGCGCAAACUAGCAGCGAGCGAAAGAUGAUUGUGAUAGUCAAAUCGGUGUGCAUGUAGCUUACACAGAGAAGCAUGAAGUGUUGUGAAUACUGCGACUAAAAUUGAAUGUAACGAUUAUAAACCCUAGUUUAGUAUCUAACUUGAAAUACAGCCAAGAAAAGUGUUGAAGCAACAGGAGCAGGGGGAAAAGAUAUUAGCGUUUGAGCGAGAAGUAAAGUGGAACAUAGUGUGCAGCCAGGUAUAGUAAUCAUAGUAAUCGUAAAAAUAAAAACAAAAAAAAAGAUAAUGCUAAUAAAAACCACAUAAAUAGAAAGCAA
Molecule: messenger RNA, 12453 nt
Organism: Anopheles coluzzii
Lineage: Eukaryota; Metazoa; Arthropoda; Insecta; Diptera; Culicidae
Product: histone-lysine N-methyltransferase Suv4-20
Exons: 4
Coding region: 2549-8326 (1925 amino acids)
Cellular component (GO): nucleus
Molecular function (GO): protein binding; histone H4K20 methyltransferase activity
Source: RefSeq, a predicted model, not a curated record